Otolemur garnettii (small-eared galago) is the source of this 1027-nucleotide messenger RNA. RefSeq names its product insulin like growth factor binding protein 7 (gene IGFBP7). Gene Ontology annotation, biological process: regulation of cell growth; regulation of signal transduction. Bases 23 to 871 code for a protein of 282 amino acids. NCBI's taxonomy places the organism in Eukaryota, Metazoa, Chordata, Mammalia, Primates, Galagidae. The transcript is spliced from 5 exons. Gene Ontology annotation, cellular component: extracellular region. The record is from RefSeq and is a predicted model, not a curated record. Gene Ontology annotation, molecular function: insulin-like growth factor binding.
CCCGCCGCCGCCGCGCCCCGCGAUGGAGCGGCCGCCGCUGCGCACCCUGCUGCUGGGCGCCGCCGGGCUGCUGCUCCUGCUGCUGCCCCUCUCCUCUUCCUCCUCUUCCGACGCCUGCGGCCCCUGCGCGCCGGCCGCCUGCCCGCCCCUGCCCCCGCGGGGCUGCCCGCUGGGCGAGACGCGCGACGCGUGCGGCUGCUGCCCGGUGUGCGCCCGCGGCGAGGGCGAGCCCUGCGGAGGCGGCGGCGCCGGCAGGGGGCACUGCGCGCCGGGCAUGGAGUGCGUGAAGAGCCGCAAGAGGCGGAAGGGCAAGGCCGGGGCGGCGGCCGGCGGCCCCGCGGGCAGCGGCGUGUGCGUGUGCAAGAGCCGCUACCCGGUGUGCGGCAGCGACGGCGCCACCUACCCCAGCGGCUGCCAGCUGCGCGCCGCCAGCCUGCGCGCCCAGAGCCGCGGGGAGAAGGCCGUCACCCAGGUCAGCAAGGGCACCUGCGAGCAAGGUCCCUCCAUAGUGACGCCCCCCAAGGACAUCUGGAAUGUCACUGGUGCCCAGGUGUACUUGAGCUGUGAGGUCAUCGGAAUCCCAACCCCUGUCCUCAUCUGGAACAAGGUAAGAAGGGGUCACUAUGGAAUUCAAAGGACAGAACUCUUGCCUGGUGACCGGGACAAUCUGGCCAUUCAGACCCGGGGUGGCCCAGAAAAACAUGAAGUAACUGGAUGGGUGCUGGUAUCUCCUCUAAGUAAGGAAGAUGCAGGAGAAUACGAGUGCCACGCGUCCAAUUCCCAAGGGCAGGCUUCAGCAUCAGCAAGAAUUACAGUGGUUGAUGCUCUACAUGAAAUACCAGAGAAAAAAGGUGAAGAUGCUGAGCUAUAAACGUGCAGAACGUAUCAGGCUGCACAGCUGCCAGUAGUCCUGGAUCACUACAGCCCCUGUUCUUGCCUAAUAAGUUUCUUUAACUCCAACUACUAACACUUUAUUACUCACUGGUUUUACACAGAGAAACACAAAAUAAAAAAUCACAUGAAGACU